CCCGUUAUGACGUCGUCGUCGUCGCCGCCGCUGCGCGUCUCGGCCUUUGAUCUUCCGCCAAUUUAACCCUCAAACAUCCUGUCUUCGUCUCUCGCAAUCACUGUUAAUAACUCUCGUGUGUGUGUCAUUGUGCACAACAGAGCGCAGCUCAACGUCGCGAUCACGUUGUUUUUAUGCGAAAGACCUAUGCGAGCGUUCCAAACGUUUGUCGCUUCGUGAAGAUCGCGACGACUUUGCGACGACGACGACGACAAAUUUCCAUUGUUCCCAUUUGUCUGAUACAGUCGCUGUAGCGUAACGCGUUUGUUAUAAAUACUGUCAACAAAUACAAUAUCGGACAUUCGGAAUGCAUAAGUAGGGAGUCAGAGAACGUUGCAGACUUUAGAAUUGGUAUCGAUUCCUCUAAGGAAGAGGAUGGCUCAUAGCUCUCAAACCUAUGGAUCUACGGAUCACCGAGUGGAUGUACCUGAUAUAGGAUUUAGUCCUACCGAACUUUAUAGUCUCAGUGAAAAUAUUACCACUAACAUAUAUACGAUUAACACGAGUUGGAGGACCUUGGAAAAGGCUUACAAAAACAUCGGAACUAGCAAGGAUAAUCAGGGCUUAAGAGACAAAGUACAUGUAACACAAUUAAGUACCAACCAGGUGGUCACGCAGACAAGCAAGGACAUAGCUAGAUUGACAGUAUUGAUGAGACAUGGGGAUAAGCAGCAGAAGUUACAAAUUGAGAAACUUACAACAGACUUUAAAGAUGCAUUACAGAGAUAUUCCUAUAUGCAGAAGUCAAUUGUGGAAAAAAUGAAGAGACAUAUUUUAACUAUAACUAAUAUAGAAAAUACAAUAGACGGGGAGGACGCUGAUGAGACACAGAGCCUGCUUCAAGCACAGGAGCAGCAACGUAAAACCACACAAAGGACGCUUGAAUUUCAACAAGGUCUGCUAUUGGAGAGAGAAGAUAGAAUAAGGCGAAUCGAGGGGGAUAUUUUGGAUGUAAAUCAAAUUAUGCGUGAGCUCGCAGCAUUGGUGCAUCAGCAGGGUGAUACUAUUGAUACAAUCGACAACCAUAUAGAAAACAUGCACGGCAAUGUCGAGCUGGGAGCGCAGGAACUGGCGAAGGGAAGUAAUUACCAAAGUAAAUUUCGUCGAAAAGUCUAUAUCUUGAUGUUACUCGCGAUUAUAGUUGUCAUUGUAUUAAUUGUUAUUCUAGUCACUAAAUUAAGUUAGCGCACCUAGCCUUCAUGGUUCUUGCGAGAAGGUAAAACGAAAAGGGUUGUCUCAAUCUGUUUCACGUAUUGUUUGAAUAACCUCCUCUAAAUUAAUCUCGUUUCGCCCAUUUCUCUCUGUAUAUUAGUGAUGUAACACGAGGAGAGUAUAGAGACUUGUUUUAUAAUCUGCGCGCUUACGAAUGAACUAUCUGUCGCGCACAGAGAUGUUAGCUAUUUCUAGAUUUUAUAAAGACAGUAUUUAAAAAAAAAAAAAUAUAUA
Messenger RNA from Dinoponera quadriceps, 1485 nucleotides. RefSeq names its product syntaxin-12 (gene Syx13). The coding region runs from base 415 to 1224 and encodes 269 amino acids. NCBI's taxonomy places the organism in Eukaryota, Metazoa, Arthropoda, Insecta, Hymenoptera, Formicidae. Gene Ontology annotation, molecular function: SNARE binding; SNAP receptor activity. The record is from RefSeq and is a predicted model, not a curated record. Gene Ontology annotation, biological process: intracellular protein transport; vesicle fusion; vesicle-mediated transport. The transcript has 7 exons. Gene Ontology annotation, cellular component: membrane; endomembrane system; SNARE complex.